Molecule: messenger RNA, 388 nt
Organism: Papaver somniferum (opium poppy)
Lineage: Eukaryota; Viridiplantae; Streptophyta; Magnoliopsida; Ranunculales; Papaveraceae
Product: telomerase reverse transcriptase-like
Exons: 3
Coding region: 23-388 (121 amino acids)
Biological process (GO): telomere maintenance via telomerase
Cellular component (GO): telomerase catalytic core complex
Molecular function (GO): telomeric repeat DNA binding; telomerase RNA binding
Source: RefSeq, a predicted model, not a curated record
UCAGAUAUUCUUGAAUCAGAAUAUGGAACCUUUUAGUGCCAAGUCAACUGCUUCUGUCCCUUCUCAUCCAGUGCAUAAUGUCUUUAUAAAUCAGGAGACCAGCAUAGAGUUGAAGAAAGAAAAACUUCAACAUGAUCUGUAUGAACUGGUGAAGCGGAAUGUGAUCCAAGUAGGUCAAGACUUUUAUUUGCAAAAGAUUGGUAUACCACAAGGAAGUAUAGUUUCUUCUUUCCUGUGUUCAUUUUACUAUGCGCAUAUGGAGACCAAAGUACUCCUUCCAUUUCUUAAAAACAUACAUGAGACUCACUAUUCUGAAACUACUGAAGGAGAGUUACAAGAAAGACAUACUUGUCAAGAUGUUGAUUUAACGGAGAAUGCAAGCUGUUAG